Messenger RNA from Melampsora larici-populina 98AG31, 2790 nucleotides. RefSeq lists its product as uncharacterized. Lineage: Eukaryota; Fungi; Basidiomycota; Pucciniomycetes; Pucciniales; Melampsoraceae. The record is from RefSeq and is a predicted model, not a curated record. The transcript has 6 exons. Bases 1 to 2790 code for a protein of 929 amino acids. Gene Ontology annotation, molecular function: nucleic acid binding.
AUGAUGACGGCGUCUAAUUCUACCUCUCAACAACUCGAAUCCGAGCCCGGUGUCUUUCCCAUAGACACCAUGGCCAAUGCCAUAUUUUCUGUUUCGGAGACUGUGACUUCGCCCGCAUCGAGCGAAGAACAUCACGAUUCGACUACUCAUCAUGCCUCUGAUCGCCACACCCGAUUAGACUCUAUUCAUCUUAGCAGCGAUGCUAGUGGCGAAACCUCCAUGGCUUCUCUUGCCGCCGAUUUUUCGACUCACUCCUUUAUCGAUUCAGGUGAAGGCGCUACCGAGCUCAGAAAUGCUCACAACCCUCCCUGGAGCCACGGCGUCACUGGGACACCAAUUCUGCACCGGGGCCUCACUGAGCACACUGACACGUUGAAUUUCUUGGAUGGUCCUACCGGAGAGAUUCCCUCACACGAAGAAACUUCGUCACCUCAUCUUUCAGCCACCGACAGUCAGAACCUCAUCCAAGAUCAAGUUUUGACCCCACGUCCAUCUGUGAAAACUGCACAAGAAAGUCUUUCAUCUUUGCGCCAGAUCUCCUUCCAGCCACCUGCGGCGAAGUCAACUCCCAACCGUGUACAACCGAGUUCCAGCCCCUUGUAUGUUUCCUCUGCUUCUACCCAUCCGCCGUCUCCAUUCGAUAGCCACCAUGUGAAGCGAUCUCCUACGAGCCUACGACCAGCUAUUGUCCAUCUUAAAUCGCCCAUUUCUCAUGUCAACUCACUCUCGGUCAGAGGUAUGGUAGCCAGGCCUCAAAACGGAACUUUUACUGCUCACGUUUCUGCGCCAACUGCAUCGACCAAUGUUCAGCCAUCAAACGUAGCUUGGCGUGAAGCCGCGGGUCUCAAGACUCCUUUCCAACCACUCGAUGCGCAGGCCUCCAACACUCGCGUGGUCAGUAACGGAAGUGCUGCUGGCUCCGGUGCGUCUGGCGAAGUCAGCAGUGAAGAGGAAGAAGCUUGGCCUAUGCCACAGACCCCCUUCAUUUCUAGUGAAAAUUGGCCUCAAGGCAAGGCUGCCAACGGAAAGAGCUCAGUCGCCCCCGUCUCAGUUGCUCCUGUCGACCACAGUGUCAGGAAGAUUGAAACACGCGAGACGCCCGCCGUUCACACUCCGCUUCUUCCAUCUAAACUCUCUCCUUCGAUUGGUAGCACGCCUCAUGGGAGAAUCCAAGUUUCUGGAGGUGGACGAGCUCCUCCUCGUGGUUUGAUUAGCCACAACGGUGCCAAGGAAGGCCAGAGAAGAGUUGGUCGUUGCAAGAUGUACAACUGCGACAAAGGUGUCGGUUUCUUGAUUGAUGAUGACUUGGAGGAAGUCCCGUAUGAUGUCAAAAUUCACUGGACUGAUCUGUACUCUGACCAAGAGUUCAAGUCAUUAGCCAAGGGAGAAGUAGUCGAAUACACUCUCAACCUGACCUCGAACGGCUAUUCUGCUUCGUACGUCACUGGGCCUGGUGGAAGACCUGUCAUGGGGGCGGAGUUCACCAUUGUUCAAGCUAGUCGUCAGACCAGCUACAAGUUGUUUAAAGCAGGUGCUCUUCCUGUCAAGACCUAUCGUUCUAAGUGGGAGGGUGUACCUUCUCCUGCUGGGUUCCUUGAGAGCCCCGAAACCCCUUUGGGAGGAUCUGGGCACCGAGCAAUUCGAUCUCCGAUGACCCCAGGAACCAUCAGUGCUGCCGUUGGCGGCCUAGCGACUCCAGCUUCUGGUGUUUACGGUUUACUAACCAAGCCAAUCAAGGUCAAACUUCCUGGCACAGGUGACGUUGGCGUAGCAAGCUUACCACAAGUGACUUCCACAAAGCCUGCGGGUACAGCCUCCACUCCUAGUCUGGUUCAGCCUUCCUCACGCCCAAACCAAUCGGUCCAUCACGGCCACGUCGCUCCGACUGAUCAAAUCCUAGCUUGGAAUUACCCCUCGCCUCAAACCUUCCUCCCUGGCUUCAACAGUGCUUAUCGUCCAUUACUUCCAGCUCUUGCCCGCAAUAAUCCUGCGACACCAAACCAACCUCUUGGUCAAUAUGAAGCUAUGUUGUUGGGUGGUUAUUCCAGUCAACCGAUUACGUCACCGUCUUCGCAUUUCUCUACGAAUGGUAUGCAGCCUGCAUCCACAAUUCCGUUCAACAUGCAUGCUCUCUUGGCAGAACGUCAUCUCUUACUUCAACAGCAAGCUGCUUUGAUGGCGCUUUAUCAGAAGAGUGCUUCCCAAAGUCUGGGACUCGCCCAGGCAGUCCCUCUUUCACACGGACAGGUCUCUACACUUCUUCCUCCAAUCUCACUACCUACUAGUAAUACCCCCGCCUCAGACCAAGCUCGAACCGAAGCAAGUAGCUGGAGAUCUGCACCGACUUUAAGACCCAACGCACAAGCAUUUUCGCCCGCUCUUGAAUCCAAGGCUGCCAACACUGCGCAAGUCGAGUCGGUGGCCGAGGAGCCGCGUACCGAGUCACUUGUAUACCAGCCUCCUGGUCGUCGAACAGUUUCUGACCCCAAACCAACCUCCCUAUUAAUCCAUAAACGAAGCUUGAUUGGUGCCAAGUCUACCGAACUUCCUGCUGCUCCUCGUGGAUAUAAGCGUGUUACCUUUGCGGAAGAACCUGCGAGAGCUCGAAGAGUUGUUUCCUAUGGCGAGACCGACGAUGGCGAAGAGAGGGCGGCUCCAAGGGUUACAAGUGUAGAUAUUGCAAUGGAACGUCUUCGUGAGGCCGGUGCACCAAGGCGAUUGUCGGUGCUCUCGAACAAUCACCCAAACUUGUUGGGUGAGGAUUCUGCAUGGAUGAUCCCUGCAAAUUGA